Molecule: messenger RNA, 2081 nt
Organism: Notodromas monacha
Lineage: Eukaryota; Metazoa; Arthropoda; Ostracoda; Podocopida; Cyprididae
Source: the annotation of a GenBank genome assembly
UAUUUUUCAGGAUCUCGCGGGAUCGGGAAACAAAAGAUUACGCUUUGAUCAGUUCAAUUAUUUUUUUCUGAAUAUGAGUGAAGAAGACAGUGGAAGUAGUGCAGAAAUGCAGAGCGAAGAAGCUACCGUUGCCAUGGAAGAAGAGGUAUUGUCUGCAGAAGACAAAUCCUCGGAAGAAACUGAAGAAGGAUCUCAAGCAAACGAGGAAGAAGUUGAACCGGAGUCCGAUGUGGUGGAGAAAUCGGAGGAAACUCAAGAAGCGAGCAGUGAGGAAAACUCGAAGGAAUAUCCUGCUACAGAGGUCGACAGUAAACAGAAGACCGACGGAGAAACUCUCGUCACGCCUAACGGCGAAGUCGUUGUUCAGCUGAUGGACGAAGAGAAUGGACAAACGGAAUCUUUUGUCGCUAGCAAUAGCCUACCUGGCCAGGUGGACGACUACGACACUGAUGAGCCAGCUUUAUUGUUGACUGACCGAGGAAAGCUGUACGUUUGUAUCUUUUGCGGCAUGGUGUCGCUGUAUGUUGCACACAUCCGAACGCACUUGCGGGGAUGCAAGCUGAAAUACGAAGUUCCACAGUUGACAAUCCCUGUUCUGGAGAGUAUCCUAAGUCUCAUCAACAACGCGUUGAAGGGUGAUGAGGCCGUUGAAGAUCAUGAAAUAGUUGAAGGCGCGGAUUCUGAAAAGGUGAAGGAAAUCGUCACCGAGGCAGUGCAAUGUUUGCAGCGAAAAACAGAGAAGAGAAAGCGGUCUUGCGCAUAUUGUUGCAAAAUUUUCUAUUCUACUCAUGCGCUCAAAAAGCAUAUGGAUGAAUUGUGCGACAUGAGACCCGAGUCAGAUUCUGACGAUGAGCUGAAAACAGACCCAAGCGGAGAUUUCACGGUUCUUCCGUUGACAAUCACCCCUUUGGGGGACGUUUGCGAAUGCGACCAUCAGGACGAAUUCACUAGAGCUGCAGACAUGUUGGUUGAGAAGCUGCUGAAAAAGUCGAAUGAGAUCUACUUUCAAGGAGUCUGCAACAACAUAUUCAAGGUGGAAGCGGGUCGGCGGAAACGCCCGAAACCGACCGGAAACGAUGAAGGAAACGAGAAACAAAGCAAACCGGAUGUGGAAGUAGAUGAGAACGGAGACCCGUGUGGGAAAUUCCCGUGUCCACUGUGUAAAGUCGUGCUGUUCGAGUCGCAUAAGCUUGAUGAGCACUUGAAGGGCCACACAAUGAAGGGCUCACGGGCUUUGUGCGACUUUUGCCAAAAUGUUUUUGCCUAUGAGGACCUGAAAAUUGUGGAUAAGAAUAUGCCGAUGAGACUGGACAGGGCCGAUGUUUCCAUCCCGAUGCCAGUCGUGGAUGUUUUCGUGUGCAAUGACACGAUAAUUGACGAAGAGAUUUUCCAACUGUGGAUAGACGGACACAAUGUUUCUGCUGCUGCGAAACUCUUGGGCUCUGACAGCACGGAAGGGUUUCCUGAUGCCGAAACGAUUUUGUCGGAUGUGGAAGAUCACUAUAGAAUGUUCGCCAUUUUGGAACCAGUGUUGCAUUCUCCUAGACGACUCGGAGACCAGCUCAAGUUUCAAAUACGUCUUGAAACCCAAAGCUAUCUUUUGCAAAAAUAUUACGAGUUGGACGACGUAGUCAUACGCGAAAUCAUGGGCAAGAAGUUUUCGGCGAGGAUUCGUAAAGAUCUGGACGACGUUAGUGUCAAGAUAUCGAUCCCUUUGCCGUCCUGUCGUCGCCAGUUUGACAACGUCAAAUUGAUCUAUAAAACCGUGGAGGAAAUGAGUGGCUGUGUCAAGGACAAUAUUCAAAGGGAAUUUUUGCUUCCGGAACCUUUGGCUUUUCGAUAUGCGGCGGUGGUGUUCUUCACUUUCAACCGAUUUGAAACUUCGAAGCGGAAGUUGCAUUCCGUCGGAUUCGAACGGUUUGCAGCUUGUGCCAAAGCCAUGAUGGACACUUGGACGGACUUGGAGAUGGACACCGAUUUCUUCAUGGAUUUGAAAGAGCUCCGCGCGUUGCAAGAACGAGAAAAGGAUUUGCGGAGGUGAGACUUGUUUUUGUCACUCGAAAGGGGCUUGAUGAAAAGCG